Messenger RNA from Brassica napus (rape), 863 nucleotides. Its product is annotated as SPX domain-containing protein 3-like. The transcript is spliced from 3 exons. Gene Ontology annotation, biological process: cellular response to phosphate starvation. Bases 87 to 806 code for a protein of 239 amino acids. Lineage: Eukaryota; Viridiplantae; Streptophyta; Magnoliopsida; Brassicales; Brassicaceae. The record is from RefSeq and is marked provisional.
AGAUCUCAUUAUAAUACAUUUCUUUCUUUUUUCCAGUUAAGAGAAAGGAUAUAAACUUAAGAUACACUGCAUAAUAUUGUAUUUUGAUGAAGUUUGGGAAGAGGAUUAAAGAACAAAUACAAGAGUCGUUGCCGGAGUGGCGAGAUAAGUUUCUCCGUUACAAAGAACUCAAGAAUCUGAUCUCUUCUCCAGAUCCGGCUGAAAUUAUCUUCAUCGGUUUGUUGAACGCCGAGAUCGAUAAGUUUAAUGCUUUCUUUGUGGAACAAGAAGAAGAUUUCAUCAUCUACCACAAGGAAUUGCAAUAUCGGAUUCAGAGAUUGGUAGAAAAGUGUGGAGACAAUGAUGAUGAAACGUUCAGAGAGGAGAUUGAUGAUAUCAGAAAAGACAUUGUUAACUUCCAUGGAGAGAUGGUACUUCUCGUUAAUUACAGCAACAUUAACUACACUGGAUUAGCUAAGAUUUUAAAGAAGUACGACAAGAGAAGAGGGGGAGCAUUGCGAUCACCAUUUAUACAGAAAGUUCUUCAUCAACCAUUUUUCAAGACGGAUUUGGUGUCGAGGCUGGUGAGGGAGUGGGAGACGACGAUUGACGCGGUGUUUCCGGCGUCGAAUGCGGAAGCGGAGAGGGGAUAUGAGCGGUCUGCGGCGGUGAGUUCAGCGGCUGCGGGAGAAGGGAUAUUUAGGAAUACGGUUGCGGCGUUGGUGACGAUGAGAGAGAUGAGAAGAGGGAGCUCUACGUACAGUGCUUUCUCACUUCCACCGGUUAAUCUAUCCGAUCCAGAUGUCGUUCUAGGAAGAUGUCGUUAGACCAGACGGACUAUGUCACUGUCUUAAUAUUUCGUAUUUUAAUCAGUCAAGUUUUGC